Molecule: messenger RNA, 3114 nt
Organism: Cotesia congregata
Lineage: Eukaryota; Metazoa; Arthropoda; Insecta; Hymenoptera; Braconidae
Source: the annotation of a GenBank genome assembly
AUGCAAGGAUUAAAAUCAGCAUCAGAUGGACUGGAAAGAGUGUUCCGUCAGUACGGAAUAGUGACAUCCUUAGUCGCACCGGACAACAAGUUUGCAUUUGUCUCUUACAAGACCUACGCAGAGGCAGAGUCAGCGAUCGCGAAUUUAAACCAGCAGAAGCCGAUGUUCAUGCGAGUGAAGUUCAGCAGCAGGUCAGCGAACUCAAAGAUGAUCCCGGAGGGACUUCUGACUCCAGUGACUCCAACAUCAAAGCCACCUGGAGCACCAGCGACUCCAAUUGGAGAGCGAGACUACCGUUUUAAUGAGUCAGGGCUUCCUUACCACGGAAGAACUCCUCUGACCUUGCCUCCAGCUCCUAUGUCAGCGACCCGCUACGAGAUGAACGCUCGGCAUUAUCCGAUCAAUCCCGAGCUAUACAAGUACUUCGACGAGCUGGAGUAUCCGGAGUCCAGCUCGCUCUGGACCAGAGGUCAGCUUACUCUGGACACCCUGGGGCAGAGGAAAGUCUCUGGGGGACGAGGGUAUGUUUAUUACGCGAUUCCUGACCCGAGUCCUGCUGCUGUUUCGCGGGCUAACAAGGUUCUGGAGAUGAGAAGUCCGGGGAGGUUUGCUGUAGGCUCAGACCAGCUAGGUCAUCUCGUUGACAAGUGCAUCGCUUGUCAUAGGGAUGCUGUUCACUGCUGCGCUAAUUGCGCCUCUAGUUACUGCAGUCGCGAUUGCCAGUUUCGCGACUGGCCCAGGCAUAAGAAUGAGUGCUCUAAUGUUCCGCCGUUGUUGGAGAAGGUCAAGGUCGCUAAUGGAGUUCACGAUAACGAUUCGACCGUUGCAUCUCCAAAAUUAAAGAGCCCGAUUUCAAAACCUAUAAUAAAUCCUGACCUAGCUAACGUCACCGCUGACGCUCCAAAAAAAUCCCCGGUAAUUUCCACCCCAGAACUUCCAGCAUCUAAGCCUAGCCCAGUCCCAGAAAAACUGCCUCCUUCUCAUCAAAAAGCUCCCGAGGAUCCUCGAGACGCCCUUAAGCGUUCCAAGUCUCACCCGGAGGAGCAUCGCCGGCAGGACUAUUCCCGUCAAUCAUCCGCCCCGGAGAAGAAACUGGACCUGAACGCUCGCCUUGAAAAGAGCCGGCUUCCAAACCUGAACUUGGACCAUGACUUUGCCUUCCAGAAGCCAUUCCUAUCCUCCGGAGGCUUCACCGAGGUCCAGAUCGUGGAUGUCCACGCUCCCAGCAUCUUCAGCGUGCAAAAGACCUCAGACUUGCCAAAAUUAACCGAGCUGAUGAAGGAUUUAAACGAGAACAUCACCAAGUGCCCGAAAGUCUCUGAAAUAAUCCCAGAAAAAUUCUACGGCGCCCUCUUCGACGGAAUCUGGCACCGAGUCCAGCUGAUCCUCGGACCCAAGCCUAAAUUAGACUACGUGGACUACGGGACCAUCGUGGACGCGACCCCGGACCUUGAGUUGCGCGACAUCGGCGCCCUCUCCGAGGUUCCUCGGUUUGCUUGCUUAAUUAGAGUCCCCACAGAGCUCCCCAGCAGCCCUGAGUACUCCAGCCUCGGCCCGGAGCGGAAGAUGCUCGUGAAGAUGGUCACCCAGGACUCGGAGGGCAUCAUCAACGUCCAGGUCUUCGAAAAGGAGCCCAAGGAGCCCAAAAGUCUGCCCCAGCCUCGCAAAGCUCCAAGCGUGGAGUCAGUUUCUAAAAUGCGUCCUCCUAAAAUCGCCUCCAAGGAACCUGCCGGGCCUCCUCCAGCGCCGGAGCUUCCUAGUAUGAUAACCCGCCUCCCCAAAGGCGCCCUGGCCACCGUAGAAGUCACCCAGGUGAUCGACGGAACCUCCGCGGUCUGCGUCGUCCUUACCGAGGACCUCCUGGAUGCCUACGACAAGCUUCUGAUGCCCCUUAAGGAAGACUGCGAUAAAACUGCUCCAGGGUAUGCCGAUUUUACCCCCAAGGUCAACGAGGUCGUCUGCGGGCUCAAGGAAGACGGCUUCUGGGUCAGAGGACGCGUCCUAGCAGUCACUCCCAAGCUCAAGGUCGCUUCUCUAGACGAAGGGAUCAUCUGCGAGGUCGUUAAAACCAUCCCGAUGGUUUCUAAGUAUGCUGACAUACCUAUUUUUGCUUGCUUGAUACAAACUUCUGAUGUUUUUCCCCUUGAAAUUCACUCUACUGCUUAUAUUAUGAUUAUUAAUCAAGCUAAUGGGUCUCUAGAAGGUGAAUUCGUUGAAACGAAGUUAAAAUUCCAACUCAAACCUUGGAUUUUAUCGAUUGAAAGUUUUAACGUCCAAAAUGGCGCAGGGGAACAUCAAAAUGGCCGCUUGGCGCCAAAUGGCCGCCUAGGAGAAAUUGGCGGGAAAUUUGAAAUUGGCGCCAAAAAUGAAAUUGGCGGGAAAAUUCAAAAUGAAUUAAAAGAAAUUGAGCAGAUAAUUAAAAAUAAUUCUUCUGUUGCAAUUCAAGCUUUUAGAGACGCGUCAAUUGUAUUUGUUAGAUCUUUAGAGACUAAAGAGGUUGAAAGAUAUUUAAAUGUUGUCCAGGAGGCGGCAAGACUGGCUCAAGCAGCUCCAAAAGUUUCUAAAGUAUCUAUUGGAGAUAAAGUUUUGGCGCAAUUUAAACUUGAUGAUAAUUACUACCGUUCAAUUGUUGUUGAUGUCAAGGGUCAGGAGAUUAAAGUCGCGUACUUGGACUUCGGUAACCAGGAAGUGACGGAGAUAGAGCGGCUUAAGGAGAUGCCGAAGGCUUUGAAGCAGCAAGAAGACGGCUGCGUUAAAGUUGUGCUAAAAGGAAUUGAAAAAUUGCCACUGACUCCGGAAGCUUCAGCGUUCCUGGGGACGAUUGCUGACCAGGACACUCCUUUUGUCCUGAGUUAUGACUCUAAAAUUCAGGAUGGAGUUAUUUUGACUGCAAAAGAUGGCGUUAGAGUCAAUGAUAAAAUUAAUAAAUUUUUGAAGCCCAAAUUUGAGGAGCAGCAAGAGAUUUUUAAGCUCACUGAUAUUGAGAUGGGAAAAUUGGGAAGUGUUGGGGCUAAAACUAAUGCGCUGUAUCUUGGAGUCCUUGAGCCGGGGUAUAAAUAUAUUUUUGCACCAAUGGACAGAGAGCUCAUCGCUCAUUUGUCGACGGUUCAAUGA